Molecule: messenger RNA, 5631 nt
Organism: Poecilia reticulata (guppy)
Lineage: Eukaryota; Metazoa; Chordata; Actinopteri; Cyprinodontiformes; Poeciliidae
Gene: focad
Product: focadhesin
Biological process (GO): regulation of post-transcriptional gene silencing
Source: RefSeq, a predicted model, not a curated record
GGAUGCCGUACUUCCAUGUGAGUUUACAGCGGUCUGCAGUGAGCUGAAUGAGGAAGGUAUGAGGUGCAGUAAUGGAGAGUUUCAAGACCCGGUUUGAUUUCUCCAACCCUCUUAUCCAAGCCCAGACGGUGAGAACUCUUGUUGCUGCUGUGCUGAAGGAAAAAGGCUCAAAUGGUAAAAUCACCCAGUCCUCCACCCAGGGCCCAGCAUUGGAGGCUCUCUGGCAGCAGUGCUGCAGUGACUGUGCUCUGGUGCGUUCAACAUGCUGUGAUGCCGUGGUGCUUCUAGUGGAUCAGGGCCAUGCAGACCUGCAGUUCAUUCUCAACAGUGUCCUAAACCUCCUGCCUUCUGCCAGAAAUGUUCAGGGGCUUAUAAAGGUCAUCGGGAGACUGCUGCAGAUGCAAGUUGACCAGAGACAGGGGGACACAAACUUCACCUGUCCCUAUUCUAUCAGGAGCUGUCCACACCCAUACAUCACAGCGCUGGAAAACCGGGCAGACUGCUGGCCGGUGCUGCUGCUGGAGAUCCAUGAUUUCAUCUGUCAGGCUGCUGACAGGAAUAAAGCAUCUUACAUCAGCAUGCUGGUUCCCUUCCUCCGGUAUCUGUACUGCGAGCCUCAGAGGCAGUCCCAGCACGCGUUGCUCCGACAGAGCCUGCUCAGGGUGCUGCUGCCCACAAAGCCAGGGGCUGGAUGGAUGCUCCAGAGCAAGGACCACGAGAACACUGCAGUGGUGUAUGACAGCCUGCUGCUCUGCCUUUGUCAGCUGGUUUCAUAUUUACAGGUGGACAGUGUGGAGGCAGUGCUGGAACUGUGUGGAUUUGUGGACGCUCUGCUUCAGGGUCUUAUGGAUGCCCCUGGAGAGCUCUGGGCAAUGGAGAGAGCCAGACUGCUAGUGCAGCUGCUGUGUGCAUGUCACCAAUGCUUGAAGUUAAAUGGAGACUGCAGACCGCUUCUCAGCCUAAUACAGCAACUCCUCCCUGCAUGCAAGGCAUGGCCUGUGGAUGAGCUGAUGAUGGGUGUAGCCUUGCUUCUCUGUGAGGCUCCUCCAGAUCAGCAGAACAGCCUGUUUAGGCUGGCUCUGUGUUUAUCUCCAGAAAAAGCAGAGCUGUCUCAUUGGCUGAGUCCUGUCUUGGUUCUUCCCGUGCUGCAGCUGCUCUCCUGCUCUCAGCUCACCGAACCGUUGGCUGACCCAGUGACGCACAGCUUAAACCAGAGUCUGGCCCACAGCUUGUUACGCAGCAUCAACAAACCUGCAAAAAAGGCCCGGCAGCCUGGCCCAAUGCUGACCCUCCCUCUCAGCUCUUGGUACGCUGAGCUCAGCGUGGCUUUGUCCAUAUUGGACAAAGUUUCUCAUGAUCCUUGUGCGGCCACUGAUUGGCUGCUGGCGGUUACCUCUGCUCUAACGUCCAAGCAGCGCCUGUCCUCUUCCCUUGCUCUCAUUGUGACUUACCUCCUCAUCACGGCUCAGGAGGAUAUCUGCCUGCUGGCUUUGAAAGCAAGUCAGGCCAUCGCUGCUGCCGAUCCCUGCCAGGUUCCCUCUCUCAUCCCUGUCCUGUUGUUCAAACUGUCAAAGGAAACAAAUCCAGAUUUGAUCCAUUCUGUGCUUAACAGCCUGCCAAACCUCGGCACCCAUAAGCUUUGUGUCCCCAUGGUGCUGCAGACUCUCCACAUUCUGGCUAGUUCACCCAAGCUGAGAGCUGUUGCAAUGCGCCUGAUGACUGCUCUGUGGAAAAGACAGGACCGAGUCUACCCAGACCUGCAGGGUCUUCUGGGUCAGCAGGACAUCAGACUGAUGGUGGGUAAGGACACUCAGUGGGAGCAGACGGUGGCCAGGGCCGCCUGCCUCAGGGAUAUCUGCAAGGAGAGGCCUUACCAACAUGGAGGUGACAUGCUAGCUGCCAUCUCACUCACUCUGAAGCAGUGCAACAGACCAGACCUGGCAACCCCUGCUGCUCUCUCCUUGCAAGGCUUACAGGAGCUGUGCAAAGCAGAGGUAGUGGACAUCAUCUCUACAUGGAAAAGUCUUGGAGCUGAGCUGAAAUGCGACUCCCGUCCACUGAUGAUUAAAGCCAUAACUGAGCUCCUGUCAUUGGUUCCCCAGCUCACUGUGAAGUCAGAGGAGUAUGAGAAACUGAAAGUGGAGGUGGUCAGCUUACUCUGGAGUUAUGCUGCCAGCCAGGAUCCAGAGGUAUCCAGCUGUGGCUACGAAGCUCUGGCAGCUUUUCCUGAAACAGACCACACCAUCCUGCACCUCCCUGAGGCAACUAGACCUGCCGUGAAGGUUUCUGAAAGUGAAGAUGAUGCUGAGGGAGAAGAGGAAGAAGAGAAAGAUCUCUCCAUCCCUGGACAAUCCUACAUGAAACUACUGGCUCUCACCUCCAACUCUGCUCUGCCAGCCUUUGAGACCUUCCUGACAUCGCUGGUGAAGCAUGAGAUGAGCCAGAUGCCACGAGGAGUGUAUUUCUCUGCUCUGAGAGGAGGUGGCCUGCGUUCAGACCAAGGGAAAACUGUCGCAGCGAUCCCAGCGUUCAUGCUCAAGACUUAUGAGAAAAAUAAGCAGCCUGGACUGAAGCCCGGACUAGCAGCUGGAUUGCUGUUCUGCUACGAGCUCCCUGUGCAGACGGACCGCAGCGGGAAGCCCAUCGACCGCUUCCUGGUCACCAGGAGCCACAGCUACCAGCAGACCCUGACGGCCCUCAUUCACGAAGUGAACAUCCAGCUGUCAGAGUGGCACCGUGCUUUGCUGCUGCCCCAGGCCUGGAGGGGGUUCAUGGGCCAGGCGUUCAGUGCCCUUCUGCAGGGCCGCCGCGCUGAUCUGGAAAUGCAGCAGAAACAAGGCAAAGGGGAUCCACAGCAGCUGCAGUAUGAACAGCACUGCGCCUGGUUGUGGGCCAGAGAUCAGCUGACGGACAUCAUCAAAACUGCUACAAAGGACAGUCCUGUUGUACAGGGCAACUCCAUCUUGGCUCUGAGUGGGCUGGCUGCUGUUGUUGCUAAGUAUGAGAACAACCUUCCCACCGACAGCAGCGGCGGCAUGGGGGCUGGCCCAGAGUUUGUGCCUACUGCCAACUGGAUGUCCAUGGUCCUGGACACGUUGCUCAGCAUCAUCAGCAGCUGCUACAAAGCCAAGGGGCAGCUGUUUCCAUGGUUCCUGCACCGGUCGUACUCUGGGGAGAACACGGCCAGUGCCAUUGCCCGCUCCUGUGCCAGCCUGGCUCUGUCCCUGCUCGUCCCAGUUCUGGUGAUGUGGCAGAGGGACGCUCUGGUCCAGGUCCUCUCAGCUCUGCAGGCCGGCUUGCCGGACGCCUCCUCUGCAGAUGAUUCCCAGGCUGUCCAGUUCCACUCGGGCCUGGCAGUGGGCAUGGUUCUCUCCAGCCUGCACCACCAGAGCCUCAGCGAUGUCUCUGCCCAGGAUGACACAGAUGUCCUGUCCAAGUAUCUGGAUGCUCUGGAAGGUUGCUGCUUCAACCCUAACCUGGAAUACAACACUGGCUGCGUGCUAGGCCUGGGCCUGGUGCUGUCAGCGCUCUGCAGCAGUGGACGGGUGGAGCAGCAGGUUCAUGUCAGCAGAACCCUGGACAAGCUGCUGGACAAGCUGCAAGACAGUAGUGGACAGGGACGCAUGCUGCAGGAGGUCCUGUCUUACUCUGUGGCCUGUGUGAGCGUGUCGGCCUUCAGCUGGGGGCUGAUCCAUGCUGCCAAGGCCGAGGAGGUCCUGAAUGCAUUGCAAACUCUGACUGAGGAGAGCCAGCAGACUCCAGGCUUCUCAUUGGCUCUCGGGCUGGUGGUUCACGGCCUAUCAGUGUCCGGCCACGGGAAAGCAGAGAACGUUCACCCUCGCCUGCUGGCUGCUUGGAUCAAAAUCCUGCUGGCUGAGGGAAGUCCCACCAUGCAGCGGCUGGCUGCUGCCAACGGGCUGGUGGCUUUAGUGGGGUCAGAGAGCUGCCUGAUUCAGUACCAGAAUGAAUUGGAGCUUUCCGUCCAGCAGCAGAAUAGACUCAAUGAGGUCAUCCGUGCUAUAACCCAGGUCAUCACCUUCUCUGGAGCCAUGGGGCUGCAGGCUAACAGCGCCUGUCUGAUUGGCCAUCUGCACCUGGCCCACAUGUCCACCAGCCACAGUCACACCGCAGCAGUUCCUCAGGACUUCAGCUACCUCCCAGAGAGCAGCAUCAUCAGAUCCAUAACCGACUUCCUCACUGAAGCUGGAAGGAAAGGUCCAGAGUUUUCCCCACCUGCUCUGGUUCGUUCAGUCCUGACCUCGAUGGCGUCAGUAGGAGCUGGUUUCCAGUUCCCUCCCGUUAACUGGAGCACUGUCCUGUCCCCGCUGAUGAGGCUCAGCUUUGGAGAAAGCGUCCAGCAUCAGUGUGUAGUCCUGGCAGCGUCCCAGGCCCAGUCCUCCCAGAGUGCGUCCCUAUUCCUGGGGUCCUGGCUGUCCCCGCCACUUGUCCACAGCCUCAGUCAUCACACCCGGGCCCACCUCUACCAGACCCUGGGUGUGUGGAUGAAGCAGGUAGCGGAGGACAAGCUGGAGGUGUAUGUGCAGAACCUGGGCCUGCAGCAAUUCCAAAGGCGCACCCUAUGUGUCCCUCUGCUACGGGGCAUGGCUCAAGCCAUGGCCCUCCCUAACCCCCCCAGCCACUGCUGGACCACCCUCUGCUCCGCCGUCGAGACAGCCUUCAGCCUCCUGCCCAGCCACAUCCAGGAUGCUGAGGUGGACCUGUAUGUCGGUGUGGCCAGGUGUCUGUCUGAGAUGUCCGACACGGAGAUUGACAGAAUCGUUCAGGUGUCAGAGGCUCAGGUGGAAAAAGCCUGCUUCGUCCUGGCAUUCCUCACUUCUCAGGGCAGACUUCCGCUGCUCAGCCUCAAUGAUGUCAUCACCGGUGUGCUCUGUGGUUGGUCGAGCUGCAGACUGGGCUGGAUCCUCUUGCAGGCCUUUUACCAGUGCCGGCUGACUGCUGGCACCAGUACAGGUGUCUCCAAGCGCAUGGAGUGGCUGCUGGAGCUGAUGGGACACAUCCGGAACAUCGGCUAUGGAGCGACUUCCAUCAGAUCUGGAGACACUAAGAAGGCCACCGACUUCUUGUUCCAGCUCUUUGCUGCUGCUGUCAUCUCCUGGGGUGACCACUUCAUGCCCCUUCUCUUUGGCAUCAGGCCCCAAUGGUUCCCAUGGCAACCAGACUCCAAGCCUCCAGCGCUAGAGCAUGGUUUGUAUGGGUCACUUACACUCAGCGAGCUUGCUCUGCCACAGUGCAUGCUGGGAGUGUCACACAGCCUGCCGCUGCUGCUAGGCAAAGAGCCAUGGAGCAGCCAGACACACAAGUUUAUCGACUGGCUCCUCAGCAUAACAGAAGGUCCUGAAGAGAAUCUGUCAGCCAUCACCAUCAGCACAGCCAGAGCUGCUCUCCUGGGUCUGAAGUCGUCCACCGAGUUCAAGAAGAAAGCCGUGUGGACCAGAGCUUACAGCUGGUAGCUCAGAAGAUCCAUGGUGGGGUGUUACCAUGGUGACAUUUGUACACAACAUCAUCUCCUACUUGGUGAAAAAAACUUGAGUGGAAACUGUUGCUGUUGCUCUAUGUUUAGUCAUGAGUUGAGUCAGAAACAUGUCUUUAUUAAACUGCUGCAAAAAUCUG